Prunus mume (Japanese apricot) is the source of this 1865-nucleotide messenger RNA. Lineage: Eukaryota; Viridiplantae; Streptophyta; Magnoliopsida; Rosales; Rosaceae. The record is from RefSeq and is a predicted model, not a curated record.
GGUUAUUGCCCUUCUUUCUGACAAUUGCUGAGCUUUUCCUUUCAUAUCCACGGAAAUCUUAAACCCUUAAACCCAAGCCACUCUAUUACCAGAGACAGGGAGCGCCAAUGAAGCUUAGUUGUAUGAGCAAGCUCAUAUCCUUUUCCCUUCAAAACCCUCGCAGAAAUUAUGGUGCUUUACCUUCACUCCGCCCUUCUAAAACCCCAAACCCACCUUCUCUUUCUUCUUCUUCAUCCACUACUCUCCACGAUCGCAUCAAGGUCAUCAGAGACCCAAAAGCCUCGGUUCUACCAGUGCUCGAACAGUGGGUCACUGAAGGUGGAGCUGUUGAGAAGCAAGAGCUUCAGUCACUGGUUCGACUCUUGAAGGACUUCAGACGCUUCAAUCACGCUCUUGAGAUAUCCCAGUGGAUGACGGACCGCAGGUAUUUUGAUUUAUCACCAAGUGAUGCUGCGGCUAGACUGAACUUAAUCCACAGAGUGCAUGGACUAGAGGAUGCAGAAAAGUACUUCAACAAUAUGUCGAAGAAUUUAAAAUCAGUUAAUGCAUAUGGUGCUCUUCUCAGCAUUUAUGUGCAAGAGAAUUCUGUUGAGAAAGCAGAAGCCACUAUGCAGAAAAUGAAAAAGUUGGGUAUGGCAAAGACAUCAUUCCCUUACAAUAUGUUGAUCAAUCUUUACUCUCAAAAUGGAGAACAUGAGAAGAUUAACAUACUGAUGCAAGAAAUGGAAGAGAAUGGAAUUCCUCUCGACAAGUACACUUUGAGAAAUCGAAUGAUUGCAUACAUUGCAGCAUCUGACAUGCCUGGGAUGGAAACUAUCCUGAAUAGGAUGGAGGAAGAUUCAAACUUCAUUGUUGACUGGAAAAUAUAUUCAAUGGCAGCAAGUGGGUAUCUAAAAGUCGGGAUGAUAAAAAAGGCUUGUUCAAUGCUGAAAAUGAUGGAGAGAAUGAUGCCUCUCCAGGGCAGGAAAUCAUUAGAAUUUCUUAUCACUCUUUAUGCAAAUACUGGCCAUAAAGGGGAGCUAUACAGAGUUUGGAAUACAUACAAGCAAUCAAAUGAACCAAUGGAUGUACCAUAUGGUUGCAUGAUCUCAUCUUUGGCAAAGCUUGAUGAUAUUGAGGGGGCUGAGAGGAUAUUUGAGGAGUGGGAGUCACAAUGCACAGAGUAUUAUGACUUUCGGGUGUUGAACAGGCUUCUUGUUGCGUAUUGCAAAAAGGGUCUUUUUGAUAAAGCAGAAUCAGCUGUAAAGAAGGCUGCGGAAGGAAGAAUCCCUUAUGCUAGCACAUGGAAUGCGUUAGCAAUGGGUUAUACGGAAAGUAAGCAAAUGCCUAAAGCAAUUGAAACAUUGAAGAAGGCACUGUCAGUCGAUAGGCAGGGCUGGGUGCCUGAUUCUAGUACUCUGACAGCAUGUUUGAAUUAUUUGGAAGGGCAAGGAGAUUUUGAAGGAAUUGAAGAGAUCAUAAGUUUACUAAAGAACUUGGGUCCUUUGUCCAGGGAUUUGUAUCACAGACUGCUGAGGGCUAGUGCUGCAUCUGGAAAAUCAGUUUCUAUAAUUCUUGAUCAGAUGAAAGUGGAUGGUUUUACUGCUGAUGAAGAAGCAUACAAGUUUCUUGAAACAGGGCCAAGUUAGCCUAUUGUAACUCCUUUCAUUGUAAGAGAAUUAAGCACAUCUCAAAAGAUCCGAGAGAACUUAAAAUUCCAGAGAGCCAUCAUCAUUGAACAACUUGGGUUGGCCUUUUCUUCUUGCUAGAUCUUACAUCUGCAUCAAGUUCAAGAAGGCACCAGCCAGUUGCAGAUCAUCAAGUAAUGUUAUCAAACUAUUCAAAAUAUUGACUCUGAUUCAAUACUAUGUACGUGGUCUCACAAU